AUGUCGCCAGGUCCAAACCCUCCCUCGCCAAACGCAGACGGCAUGUUUGGAUUCUUCACCCAGCAGUCGCCGCAGGUCCUCCCCCCAACGUCGCCGCUGAAAGCGAAAGGGAACCCGAAGGACGAUCGCCUGUACGAGACACCUGAGAAAGAGAAGGAGAACGUUGAACCAAGGAAGAGAACAACAGCGAAGCGCCCACCACUCACUCCGUCGGCUCCUCCAGCCCAGAAACUUACUCAUGUGCAGCCCCCCUCCAUCGAGAAGCAAAUCAACCAGCAGCUCGCCGAAGGAAUGGCAGCCCAGGAUGCGGCAGGAAACUUCACCGGUGGACACAUGACAUAUGGUGAGUCGCCAUUUAUGUUCCUUCUCGCAGACAUGUUCGUGACAAGCCGAACCAAAACUCACCGUUUGGGCUGGUGGAAACGUGGUGGGAAAUCAGGGUCUCCAGAUUCGUUCUCCACCCAGCAGGAGAUGUACCAGUCGGACAUAGAAGAAGGCACCCUGAAGCAGUGGCUCAUCGAGGAGAACGAGAACAACGCGAGGAUCCUAGCCAAGAAAGGGCCACCCACUCCACACCGAAUGGGCGAACCAAAGCCGCCAAAAGAGAAGAAAAAUGAGCCCCAGAAGCUGAAGCUACCGAAGGGUGGCAAAUCGAGGAUUGAUGAGAUCAUGAGGAUCGUCAGGCAGGGCCUCACCAAUGAGUUCCUGCACAAUCCAAGGAUGAUGGAGCUGUCUGCCGGAGAGAUCGCCAACAGAAUGGAGGGCGUUGCUAUGACCAUGUCGUUGGAGGCAACGAACCUGCCAUCCGCAGUCAACCAUGCGAGGGCCAUCGCCAAGAAGAAGGAGCCGAAAGACAUUUAG
Molecule: messenger RNA, 861 nt
Organism: Seminavis robusta
Lineage: Eukaryota; Bacillariophyta; Bacillariophyceae; Naviculales; Naviculaceae
Source: the annotation of a GenBank genome assembly